AUGCUACCGAUCCGUAGAAGCCUGAGAAGCCGCGGCAUAGAGGUGGAUCCUGGGUGCCCAUUCUGUGGUAUUGAUGAGGAGUCUUCACAUCACAUCCUCAUGCUUUGUCCAGCCGUGCAAGCAGCUUGGUUUGCUUCAUCCAUGUCUGUUCGUGUUGCUGUCUCUUCCUUGCAUGACUUGAUGAUUGCGGUGCUUGAAUCCGACGAUGAUAUCAUGAUUACCCAGCUGCAAACUUGGUUGUAUGUGCUGUGGGAAGCUCGAAAUGCAGCAGUGUUCCAUGCUAAACCGCUUGAUAUUGGCAACCUUUUGCAGCGUGUUGGAGCCCUUGUUGGUGUGCCCGUCUCCGUCCAGCAACCAUUGGGGAGGCCCGUAGCAGCGUUACCGUCGGUGUGGAAGCGACCAAGGCAAGGUGCAACCAAGAUAAAUGUGGAUGCCACAAUGCAGGAGGGAGGAGCAGCUUUCUUUGCGUUAGUUGCCCGUAAUUUCAGGGGUGAAGUUUUGGCUGCAACAACUUCAGACUUGGUGCCUUGCUUAUCACCAAAAUUAGCAGAAACUCAAGCACUUCAGUGGGCCAUGAUUAUGGCGAGUGAACUUGGCUUCCGGACAGUUUGCUUUGAGACAGAUUGCCUUCAGCUUUAUAAUGGAUGGAAGAACUUGGACCAUGGUGUUUCUUAUUUUUCUACUGUUUUAGCGAAUUAUCGCACUUUAGUUUGGCAUUUUAAUUCGGUUUCUAUUUACUUUGUCCGUCGUACUGGUAAUAAGGUUGCGGAUAACCUGGCCAGGCAUGCUUCUUCUUUUCCAGGGUCUGUAUGGAUUGAGGAAGUGCCCCCAGAGUUAGUUUCGCUUGUGUUAGCUGAUGUAUUGGCGUCUAUACCACCUAUCGUUUAA
Lotus japonicus is the source of this 888-nucleotide messenger RNA. RefSeq lists its product as uncharacterized. The coding region runs from base 1 to 888 and encodes 295 amino acids. Lineage: Eukaryota; Viridiplantae; Streptophyta; Magnoliopsida; Fabales; Fabaceae. The transcript has a single exon. Gene Ontology annotation, molecular function: RNA-DNA hybrid ribonuclease activity; nucleic acid binding. The record is from RefSeq and is a predicted model, not a curated record.